This is a messenger RNA of Dovyalis caffra, 1293 nucleotides long. NCBI's taxonomy places the organism in Eukaryota, Viridiplantae, Streptophyta, Magnoliopsida, Malpighiales, Salicaceae. The record is from the annotation of a GenBank genome assembly.
AUGGCAAAAAUUAUAUCCAAAAGGCAAGGAGUAGGAAGAGUAAUAUCAAGAAUCCAAAAGGCAAAAGGUGCAAGCAUAAUGCCCCAUGUGUUUGUAGCUCACAUAGCAGUAAAGUGGAUAUUAAAAAAGAAGGGAUUUGAUGCAUCAGUAUUAAUAGCAUCAAGAGAGCGCAAUAAGGCAGAGAGGGAUGCAGAAAUAAACCUUUCUUUGCCAGGAGAUGGUUAUGAUGUCUUCUUUCGAGCCAAGAGAGCUAUGGAGUUGCAAUGCCCUGGCAGUGUCUCGUGUGCUGAUGUUAUGGCCAUUGCGACUAGAGAGUUAGUUAACUUGGUGGGAGGUCAAAAAGGGGAGAAGGGAUGGGCUAAUUUCCAAGGCUUCAAGGGUGGAUGGCAACCUUCCUCAAGUAAACCAAAGGUCUAUCUACCCUUGACAUGCCCCAGGUUUGCCUUGGCCUCCACAUACAAUACAAAGGGUGGUCUAAGCUAUGAUUUUUACGCUGAAACUUGCCCGAAUGUUGAACGGAUCAUCUUUAAAGCAGUUGCUGACAAGUUUUCAGAAGCUCCUGAGUCUGCUGCUGGUGCUCUAAGAAUCUUCUCCCGUGACUGCUUUGCUGAGACUGCUAUUAACACUAUCUUAGGGUUUUUCACGGAGGGUUGUGAUGCAUCACUGCUCAUAGCGUCAAGCCACAACCUAAAAGUAGAAAGAGAUGCAGAAACAAACCUGUCAUUAUCUGGAAUCGGUUUUGACAUGUUCUUUAGAGCCAAGACAGCUGUUGAAUCACAUUGUCCAAGAGUGGUUCUUGUGCAGAUGUCAUGGCAAUUGUCGCGAGAGAUACGGUUACAAUGGUUUGAAGUGCAAAAGGCAAUAAGAUAUGGUCUUGCCUAUGAGGCUUCAAGAGUGGCCGGCAACAUUCCUGGGGAGAAUGACGCUCUCUCUCAAGUAAUCUCUCUCUUCAACUCCAAAGGGUUAUCUAUCCUUGACAUGUUGGCCUUAUCAGGAGCUCACUCUGUCGGCACCUCUCACUGCAAGGAUUUCUUGUGCAGAAUUUCUGGCUUCAACAAAAUGAUCCAAGACAAUGCCUAUUACCGUAAUCUUCAGAGGGGCUUUGGCUUGCUAACAACAGAUCAGGAAUCGGCUUUGGACCCAAGAACUCAGGUUCAUCUGAAUAUAAUGGUCAAAGAUCAAGAGACUUACAGUCUCGUUGAGGAUCAAAAAGAUGUUCAACAAACAAAAACUGUCCCACUCUACAAGAAACCAGCGUCAGCUUUACCACCUGAUGUAGUAAUGACAAUCUAA